Didymosphaeria variabile is the source of this 264-nucleotide messenger RNA. RefSeq lists its product as uncharacterized. Lineage: Eukaryota; Fungi; Ascomycota; Dothideomycetes; Pleosporales; Didymosphaeriaceae. Bases 1 to 264 code for a protein of 87 amino acids. The transcript has 2 exons. The record is from RefSeq and is a predicted model, not a curated record.
AUGGGUGAUCCCAAGAAGCUGCAGGUCAAGAACUCAAUCUCAGAAGUUAAGAUGGGUCACUUCGACGACAACUUCCAGGAGAUUUGCGACGAGAUGUACGAGGAGCAGACGGAGCACGAGGCUGGGGAGGAGGCAGAGGCAGAGGCACAAGAGCAGGCCGAAGCCGAAGCCGAGGCUGAGUACGAAGCUUUGCAGGACGCCGAAGAGGAGCAGCAGGCGGAAGAGGAGCAGCAGGAUGGCCAGGAGGGCGAGGACGAAAAGUGA